Bolinopsis microptera is the source of this 1404-nucleotide messenger RNA. RefSeq lists its product as uncharacterized. The coding region runs from base 899 to 1273 and encodes 124 amino acids. The record is from RefSeq and is a predicted model, not a curated record. The transcript has 3 exons. NCBI's taxonomy places the organism in Eukaryota, Metazoa, Ctenophora, Tentaculata, Lobata, Bolinopsidae.
UCUAACGUACCCCUUACAAUUCGUUCGCCAAUAUUAAAUCAUGAUCUUGUUCUUUAACAUUUUAAGUCUGCUGAUCGUGCAAUCUUUUGAACCACAGGGCCUUUCCUAAAGAUGACAGCUAUAAUGUUUGACACGAUAAAUAACGAUUAUAUCGAAUAUUAUCCAGACUGGAGUGGUCUGACAACUGCCGUGUCUGCUUGUGGGUGGAUAAAAGACUUAGGGUCAUUCCAGUUCCCUACUAUAUUCAAUUACCAUAGUAGUGAGCUGGUAAUGAUGGCAGAUGGACAAUACACUCGCAUCUUCAGUGUAACUCGACACUUGAACAGCGGGUUCCCUGUGCCGAAAGGCACUUGGUUUCUAGCUUGUAUGACGUGGAGUAUGUCAUCAACAGAUCAGCGAUACUACGUAAAUGGGAAAGUUAUCGGAUCGCAGCAAACAGCAUCGGGCAGAUCACUAAAGACCGGAGGGAAACUAAGACUGGGAAAUUGGGGUGGAGGUAACAACAAUUUUGGGGGACAAAUGAUGUACCUUAACUUUUACUCCAAAGAAUUUUCCUCCAGUGAAUUAGCUAGAAUGGUGCAGAAAGGAAUGUGUGCUCAUAUCGUGGAGGCUGACGAGCAUGAGGCAUCUAGAGUGAUAAAAUGGGAGGACCUGGUGCAGCUUGAAAGGAGUGGAGCAGCCACGAACAUGUAUGUAGGAGAAUGUGUUGAUCUUCUUAACGAGCAGUCCGAGCGGAGGCAGAAUGAAACUGCUGAAGAAUUGAAGGACUCCCGACAGCAACUCGAGAGCGUUCAGUCAGAAAAAGAAGAGAUAGAGGAGGAACUCUCGACUAAAGUCAACGAGCACGCUUGUAAAGGUCAACACUAGGCUUAAUUCUACUGUCCGUGAGCUAGAGGAGAUGUCGACCAGCCAGAACCGAACGUGGGACUGGAAUAUCUUCCUCGCGGGAGAAUUCCUGAACCGCACCUUCACGACUGAAGACGCCCAACUUCUUCGCUCCAGCUGGGAAGAUGCAGCAGAGAAACUCGUCGGAUUAACUAUCACAGAUAAACUGAUCAAAGCAUUGGACUACUUCGACUCUGAUGAAGACAGGCCCUGGCUAAUGUUGUACUCCGAGAACUACUUCAACAAAGUUUUCACACGGAAAAUGGCAAAGGGAUUAGCAAACGUCUGGGAUGGCAUCAGUGGGAAGUUGGUGGGUGUACCGAUGACAGAGGAGGUGAUUGAACUCCUAAAUCACGUCACGGACAAAACAAAUUGUGGUUUCUCCUGAUGCCACAUCUCUCCUCGGAUACUAACAAGGAACUGCAUCACAUUUUUCCCCCGAAAAUUUCACCAAUUUUAAAGAAACCUACGCUUUUAUUUUUUAUUCUUUUGGCAAGCAUGAUUGUUGUCUAAACAAAA